Messenger RNA from Rotaria sp. Silwood1, 3264 nucleotides. Lineage: Eukaryota; Metazoa; Rotifera; Eurotatoria; Philodinida; Philodinidae. The record is from the annotation of a GenBank genome assembly.
AUGAGAACUCAAAACUAUUUCGUUAUUAUCACUACAUUCGUCAUUCUAAUCGUCUCCAGUAUUAGUAGUCCUAGUCAUGACCAACGUCAAGCAACAACAACAAUCGAGCGAAUCGAUUGCUAUCCGGACGCUGAAGCAAAAUAUUCACAUUUUUCAAAAGAUGCUUGUCUCGCUCGUCAUUGUCUCUUUGAUGAUAGUGCAAUUUCAAAUGUAAUUCAAUGUUAUCUACAACCUACUUAUGGUUAUCUAUUACAAUCAGAUGUACAAGAAACAACCACUGGAAUAAGAUUACGUUUACGACGAAAUCAACUCACAGCAAGUCCAUUUCCAGAACCGAUUGAAAAUGUUCUACUCGAUGUUCAAUACUAUACUAAUGAGAUACUCAGAUUUAAAUUGUACGAUGCCGAUUAUCAACGAUAUGAAGUUCCAAUUUCAUUAACACCCUCGCCUGGCAGAGCGUCAUCUCCACUAUAUGAAUUCAUUUAUUCUACGGAUAACGCUCGUGAUAAUCUGUUUUCGUUUGGUGUCAAACGUCGUGAUAAUUCGGCCAGUCUCAUCGAUACAUCAAUAGGUGGUCUUGUUCUGAAUAAUCAGUUUCUGCAAAUUGUCACUCGUCUUCAAUCAUCUCAUGUCUAUGGUUUUGGAGAAAAUAAUCAUGAGACACUUAAACACAAUGUUACACAGCGUAAAAUAUGGGGUAUUUUCGCCCGAGAUCAAGCGAUAAACUGGAAUACGAAUGCAAAUCACUACGGUACUCAUCCAUUUUAUCUUGUGAUGGAACAAAUAUCGAAGUUGAAUCAAAUUACAUCAGGUCAAAUGCAUGGUGUUCUACUGCUCAAUUCAAAUGCCAUGGAUUAUUCGUUUGGACCGGAGCCAUCAUUAACUAUUCGAACCAUUGGUGGUAUUCUCGAUUUUUUCGUUUUUCUUGGUCCUUCACCCGAACAAGUCAUUCAGCAAUAUACAUGGCUUAUUGGUCGAUCGUUUUUACCACCAUAUUGGGGACUUGGUUUUCAUCUGUCUCGAUUUGAUUAUGGAAAUUUGACAUAUAUGAAAAUGGUGAAUAAACGAAAUCGAGAUGCAGAUAUUCCACUUGAUGUUCAAUACGCUGAUAUCGAUUAUAUGGAUGCAGAGAAAGUAUUUACCAUCGAUCCAACUCAUUAUCAGGGUUUGAAAGAAUUCUUUUCUCAAUUACGCACUGAUGGAAUGAGAACCAUUGCGAUUCUCGAUCCCGGUUCAUUCGAUGAUCAAAAGUACUAUGCACCAACAAUUGAAGGUAUUAAAGAAGAUGUUUUCAUCAAAUGGGAAGAUGGAAGAUUAAUGAAAGGCACUUGUUGGCCAGGUGAACUCUUUAUGCCAGAUUUUUUCACGAAUCGAACUCGAAUAUGGUGGACACGCUGGAUCAAAAAUUUUCAUCGCAUUAAUUUGACAGUUGAUGGACUUUGGAUUGAUAUGAACGAACCAGCAUUGUUCGGUACGAAUGAUGAUUUUCCUUGGAAUUGGAAUUUGAUAGGUACAAAUUAUACAUUGAAAUGCCCGCAAAGCAAAUUAGACGAUCCACCUUAUCGUACUAAAGCCGCAUUUCGUUACGAUGAAACGAUGAAUCGAAUCGGUCGUCUUUCUGAUCGUACAUUAUGCAUGACUGCUAUGCAAGGUGAGAUUGAUCAUAAUACUGGAAAACCCAAAUAUCGUCAUUAUGAUGUACACAGUCUAUAUGGAUGGUCUCAAACGAAGCCUACAGUAGAUGCCAUACAGUCGGCUACUGGUAAACGAAGUAUGGUAUUACCUCGAUCGACUUUUGUUGGUUCGGGUCAAUGGGGUGGUCAUUGGCUAGGUGAUAAUGAAGCUUCAUGGUCUGAAAUGAAACAAUCAUUGAUUGGAAUGAUAGAAUUCAAUUGGUUCGGCAUUCCAUUCAUUGGUGCAGAUAUAUGUGGUUUUGAUAAGUCACCAACCGAAGAAAUGUGUAUACGGUGGAUGCAAGUCGGUGCUUUCUAUCCAUUCUCUCGUAAUCAUAAUAUAUGGAAGACACGUGAUCAAGAUCCAGCUUCAUGGUCUUCAUCAGGCGCAGCUAUUAUGGCUUUAGUUCUUCGUAUUCGUUAUACUCUUCUUCCUUACUAUUAUACACUCUUCUACAAAGCUCAUACUCAAGGUUCGACAGUCAUUCGUCCAUUAUUUCAUGAAUAUCCUACAGAUAAUAAUACACUCGAUAUCUUCUUACAAUUUCUCAUUGGACCAUAUAUCAUGUUGGUACCAGUAACUGAUGAUGGUGCUCGACAAGUUCAAGCAUAUUUUCCUUCAUCUGAUUGGUAUGAUUACUAUACAGGUGUUCGAAUACAUGCUGAAAAACAAUUUAUUACAUUGGAUGCACCUUUGAAGAUGACUCCAAUUUUUCUACGAAGUGGUGCUAUUAUUCCCACUCAAGAACCAGCAAACAAUACAAAAUAUUCUCGAGAGAAACCAUUUGGUUUAAUCAUUGUAUUGAAUGUUAGUGGAAAUGCCGAAGGUGAACUAUUCUAUGAUGAUGGUGAAUCAAUUGAUACUAUUCAAUCAAAAUCCUACUAUUAUGCGACAUUUCGAUGGUCUUCCUACGAUCGACAAUUGAAGAUUAAUGUCGUUGAAAACAACUAUGCUCAUAUGUCAAAUUUAAUACUAGAUUCGUUAACGAUCUAUGGAUUGGAUACAAUACCAAUAACUUUCACUAUUAAUGACAAACCAAUGCCCCUCAAUGGUAUAUUUUCGAGGCAAAUCUUUAAUGUAACAGGAUUGAAAUUGACAAUGGAUAAAAGCCAUAUGUUGUCCUGGCACUAUAUCAAUCAGACAGCUAAUGACACAUGCAGCCAACAACCUAGUGUACCUAGAAACAUUAGCAGUAGAGUUUUCAGAAACGCAGUAGUUUUUUUAUUUUUAAUAUCUCUUUUCUGUUUACUUUGUCGAUGAACAUAAUAAAUAUAGGCACUAUUUUAUUUAAUUAAGAAAACCCAAGAGUUCUCUUUCGUAAUGUUCAUUUUAACACGUUACCAUCUCAUAUGAGUUGGCACUAACAAUUGUGUAACAGACGACGAGAUUCAUGAGCCUGGUGACUGAUGAAACAACACAUAAACAUGAUUAUGUAGGUAUGACUAGAAUAAAAGUCAUAAGGGUAUGGGUGUGGGUGUUGGUGUGGGUGUGGGGUGUGAGUGUUGAUCUUCUCUUUUCAUACUCACACCCACACCCACACCCCCACCCCCCACCCACACCCACACUCACACCCACACCCACACCCACACC